AUGUCACCCACUACCACCACCUCUAACUUCGCGACUCAAUCCAGGGAUGCCGAUGUAAAUAGUCCCGCCACUGCUUCCAACGGACGACGGGGGCAAAUUGGGAAUGGUUCUCAUGUAUGCGUCGUUGCCAAACAGAUUGGAAAUGGCUCGCACGUCUGCACCGUCUCCAAAGCCGAACAUGAAGCCGAGACGUCAGUGGUCCCCUCAAAACAGAUAGGCAACGGCUCUCACGUUUGCAACAUCAAUUAG
This is a messenger RNA of Melampsora larici-populina 98AG31, 249 nucleotides long. RefSeq names its product pheromone precursor with three tandem repeats of a putative pheromone peptide (gene MlpPh11). The transcript has a single exon. The coding region runs from base 1 to 249 and encodes 82 amino acids. The record is from RefSeq and is a predicted model, not a curated record. Lineage: Eukaryota; Fungi; Basidiomycota; Pucciniomycetes; Pucciniales; Melampsoraceae.